Molecule: messenger RNA, 987 nt
Organism: Durusdinium trenchii
Lineage: Eukaryota; Dinophyceae; Suessiales; Symbiodiniaceae
Source: the annotation of a GenBank genome assembly
AUGGUGCACCAGUACCAGGGCCACGGGGCUUGGAAGGACCUGCGACCACUUGCACCACAUCAAUACCAAGGGUGGGCUUUCACCCUCGAUGCCACGCCGUCGAGCUAUGAUCAGAGAGAUCAGCUCUGGAUCUUCGGGCUUUGCGCCCACACAAUGACCUUGAAGACCUACUUUGAAGCACCUUCAAAGCAUUUCAAAGCUAGGGACUACAUCAUUGAGGCGAUUGCUUACACAGAGCAGCUGAAGAUCCAGUUGCCGAAGUGGCUUUUGGACAAAGACCAGGUGGAAGCCCUCCGAAAGCUGGAAGCGGCAGUGGCCAGUGGCGAUGAGCGGGCCUUGCGUGAGGCCGUGGUGUUUGCGAAGCAAACGGACCACAAGGCAGAUGAAGCUCUAGAAAGCAAGUACGAAGAAGCCCUCACAAAGCUGAAGCGGCUGAAACGUUUACCGAGCGGCUGGGAGGUCACCGAAUUGGUGGGAGAUGAUGCCUCGACGAAAAUGUUUAAGAAGGCUGAUUUGGAUGAUCCCGCACUCAAACAGCUUUUCCAGAAGCUUUUCGAUGACACCAAGGCCAGUAUCGUGACCCGAGAUCGAGCUGCUCGUGGCGCUGGCGCCAUGCCGCGUGGCUACCGCGUUCAGAAGAUCAUCUCUGUGAUGAAUGCGGAGUCCUGGCAGUCCUAUGCGGAGCGAAGGGACAACAUCGCGCAAGACUGCAGGCUAUAUCCUGGUUGUGCUCCGUUGAGCGACACAGCUUGGGGAGACUGGAGCGGCAAGAUUCACACGGCUCCCCAUGGAAAUGCCAUUUUAGAGGGCGCCCACUUGCCAUCCUUAAGCGCUGGAGCCAAUGAGUUCCUCAUGUUCCACGGUACCAAUCCAGAGGCAGCUGAUUUGAUUGCGAUGAACCACUUCGAUAUGGCCUUCGCAUGCAAAUCGGGCCUCUUCGGAGCUGGCCUCUACUUUGCCGAGAACUCCUCCAAAAGUGACGAGUGA